Molecule: messenger RNA, 405 nt
Organism: Sphenostylis stenocarpa
Lineage: Eukaryota; Viridiplantae; Streptophyta; Magnoliopsida; Fabales; Fabaceae
Source: the annotation of a GenBank genome assembly
AUGCACCAUCCAGACCUAUGCCCUGCACUGCACCAAAUACUCCAUAAUUCACCUCCUCAGCGGCACGGCUCCUCCGCCGCGCCCAGUCACAGCACCGACGCGCUGAUGACAAGAAACACCGCGUUCCACAGCAGGUCCACUGCCAUCACCGGCUGCGAGUACCCUCACUCGCUCUGCCGCCCCUCCACCUCCGCCUCCGCCGCUUCGUCACGCACACUGACGCCUCCGUCAGCUUAUGCGCCGGAAGAACCGCGCCGGAAGCUGGAGAAGAUUCGGUUGAGUUUUGCAUUUGGAUGUGGGUUUGGGGUUAUUGGUCGGAGGAGGAGGUCUUGUAUGAGGGGUAAGACUUGCAAGGGAUAUGCUUUUACAACUCAUGCUGCCCUUCUUCAACCUCGUAUUGUAUAA